CGCCGCAAAGUGCGUUUGAAUCACAUGAGGUUUAUUAUUGAAAAGUCGUAUUGGAGAGUUGGCAAGGCAUGACAGAAGAGAAUGAGCUGAAAUGACAACGAAUGCAGACACGAGACGGAGGAAACUCGGCGGAGACGCAGAUCCAUCAGAGGAUCACAAUGGUGUUGGAGGUAGUUUCCCAGGCUGUGAGAGGGUUUGUGCAGAUGCUGUUGACGGGCGCAAUGCACUGCAAAGCAGCUCCUUCACACCGAAACACCCCACAACAAAAUGCAGUCUCGAUGGUGAAAUAUGCGACGAGAACCCAUGCAAGACCACAAUAAGUGCAGAAAAUGAAGUAGAAGCCCAAAAGCUUGCAAAUAAUUAUAAGUUUGGAUUCAGGAAAUGGAAAAGUCAUGUGACGGAGCGGCCGUUUGAGGACAGAUCUGAUGUUGUGAAGGAGCUUUACUCUGAGCUGAACGUUAUUAAACCCAUCUCAGCGGGUUCAUUGUUCACUGCUGGUAAUUUAUUCUACGUGUUCCUGUUUGGCUGGUGGAUCUCUCUGGUUUAUGUUGUUGUUGGACUCCUAAUGUUCCUCACAGUUAUAGGAAUCCCCUAUGCGAAACUCUGCUGGAGGUUGUCCUGCUAUUUUCUGUGGCCGUUUGGAAAAGCAAUCGAAAAGAUCAACCUCUCAGUGCCAACGUACAGUGUAAUGAUAUUCCAGGAUGGAUAUCUAGAGGAAGAAGAGAAUGGAAAGACUUCUCCUCUUUUACUGCCCACACCUGUGGAGGAUCCGAUAGAAGAAACAACAGGAAGUCCUCAAGAUGACCGCUAUUGGUGCCAUGUGAGCACAUACGUGUGGCUCUUGGUUGGUUACCCUUUCCUGGCCCUCACACACUUUUUAGUGUGCUUGAUCUCCUGGCUGCUGGUUUUCACCAUCCCUGUGGCCAAAAUGAGUGCCAAAACAUUACACAGCAUCCUUUUCACACCCCCAGAAUACAUUCAUAUCAGCAAAGCGACAGAGGUUCAGGAACAGGAGAGAGAAGUGAUUCUGUGCUGCUAUCACGCAGUGAACCUCUAUUACUAUAAAUACACAGUGGAUGGAAUCAAUGUUUUUGCUGUUAAUCUCUUACCAUUAGUUAUAGUGUCUCUAGUCAUUGGUUAUGUCGACCAAACAAACCAAUUUGCUAGUUCUGAAUUCAAGUUUGCCACAGCCAUCAGCUCUAUCAUUCCUUUGUCUUAUUACAUUGGCAUGGGCAUUGCAAGUAUAUCCGCUCAGAGUAACUUUGCUGUCGGGGCCGUGGUAAAUGCAACAUUCGGCUCCAUCACAGAGUUGACCUUUUACAUCACAGCCUUGCUCAGAGGUCAUCGCCAGAAAAACACCUGCCUGCAAGAGAUGGUGAAGGCGGCUCUUACCGGGACCCUGCUGGGCUGCAUUCUUUUUAUACCAGGGAUAUGUAUGAUAAUCGGAGGCAUCAAGCACAGUGAACAGAGGUUUAACAGCCGCUCGGCAGGGGUCAGCUCCUCUCUGCUCUUUAUAUCAAUAGGGGGAGUGUUUGCUCCCACUCUCUUCUCUAAAGCUUAUGGGAAUCUUGUAUGUGAGGACUGUACCAACUCUACAGGGACCAACAGCACUGGAUCCUUCACAUGCAGACACUGCCACUAUGAUCUGAGUGAAAAUAACUACAGUCUGUUUCACAGUCACAUUGAGCCUCUGGUGUACACAGUGUGUGUUCUCCUGUCUGUGUCUUAUAUCAUCGGCCUCAUCUUCACUCUUAAAACUCAUUCACACAUUUAUGACAUUCAAGUUGGUGAUGGAACUGCAGGUCACCUGGGAGCAUCCGUACAUUGGUCCCGCUGGAGAUCUCUACUCAUCCUGAUUGUCGCAACAGCGCUGAUGUCUGCGUGUGCUGAUCUGACCACAGAACACAUUCAGCCAAUCCUCAGUUACUCUUCUAUAUCUCAGUAUUUCAUAGGUGUGACAAUUUUAGCCAUGGUUCCCGAAAUACCAGAAAUCGUCAAUGGAAUCCAGUUUGCUCUUCAGAAUAAAAUCAGUUUAAGUUUCGAGGUUGGAAGAUGCAUCGCCGUGCAAGUGUGUAUGAUUCAGAUCCCCCUUUUGGUUUUAUUCAACAUUUUUUAUGAUGUUGGAUUUGUACUCCUCUUCAGUGACCUGCACCUGUGGGCCAGCAUCUUUAGCGUCCUUCUUGUCAACUAUAUUUUUAUGGAUGGAAAAUCUGAUUACUUUCAAGGUACUGCUCUGGUGGGGGUGUAUCUUAUCCUGCUUGCAAUGUAUUUCUUUGCACCCUCUCCUCCCGGAUGCUGAGAGGAACAAGCAUUUACUUUUCUGCAUUUAAUGUUUUCAGUUUUAGUAUAAAACAAAUAUGAUUGAUUGAAGUGUUAUCAGUACUCUAUAAAUGUCACACUGCUUUAUUAACAAUUCAUCCUUGAGAUCAUCAAUGACAGAUGUUUUUAACAAGGACUGGACCUAAUUCAGCACUUUAAUACUGUAUGUUUAGUAUAAAUUAAGGUACAAAGGAAUGGUGGAGACCAUGAAAAUGAGAUGCACUAUAAAUUAUGUAUUUUUGACUCCACAAAAACGCUGUAUGUGUUAAAGCUGUAUUUUAUUAUGAAAGGCGUUAGUCAUUUUGCAAAAAAAAUCAGUUUUAGUUCUAGUCUCUAACUUAUGGUUUAUCAUUACUUUUACUUCAUGUAUUUUAAAUCAUACAAUCAGGGUCAUCAUAGAAAUGCCAUUUUGAAGAUGAAUAAUUUUUAUUGUGAUCAGAUUUGUACCUACAGUAUUGCAUUGUCUGUAUGUUUCUCACUGUUUAUUUUAUUUAAUGAAUGUAUGUGGGCCUCUGUAUGUGUACAGAAUUUGUUGCACUGUAUUGCAAAUAUAACUAUUUAAACAUGA
Triplophysa dalaica is the source of this 2887-nucleotide messenger RNA. It is a transcript of the gene cax2, whose product is annotated as cation/H+ exchanger protein 2. The record is from RefSeq and is a predicted model, not a curated record. Gene Ontology annotation, molecular function: calcium:proton antiporter activity. NCBI's taxonomy places the organism in Eukaryota, Metazoa, Chordata, Actinopteri, Cypriniformes, Nemacheilidae. Gene Ontology annotation, biological process: calcium ion transmembrane transport; intracellular calcium ion homeostasis. The transcript is spliced from 20 exons. Gene Ontology annotation, cellular component: membrane; endomembrane system. The coding region runs from base 92 to 2299 and encodes 735 amino acids.